GUAAACGAUUAAACUCUUCUUAUUGGCGGAGGUAAAAAUGUUACAUACAAAAUGUCUGCGCCCAUGAACACACGUCUUCCAUCCAAAGACAUUUAUCAUUUCACUAUACGAUCGAAUAUAUAUCAGUUAGUGUUGCUCUCGUUGUUAAUUUUUUUGCCAUGGAAUACAAACACAGUUCUAGACAUUGUUUCGCAUACCUUGUGGUCUUCUGAAAUUCUUAUGGGUACUAUUCUGAUUUCAAAUUUUUUCAUAGGAUUAUACAUUUCACAAAAAAGCAAUUUUGUCAAGAAAUCUGUAUCGUAUAAGAUUCGGGCAACAGUAAAGGGAGCAGGCUUUUACUCUCUUGCAGCUUGCUUCUUUCAUGUGAUAGCUGUUCUUUAUGGAGCACCAUUUUUUGAGUCUGUUCCCCAGACCUUCCACUUUGGAGCAUUGCUUGCCAGUACUGCAGUCUUUCCAGGCCUGUGUAUACUGGGACUCAGUGUGUCCAGCUGGGUCAGAAUAUUCUCACAAAAUGGCGCAGACCUAGGUCCAGAGUCGGUCGUACAAAUCAGCGCUCUGUCUUCCAUUGUUGGAGCCUGGAUUGGCGCAUUUCCAAUUCCUCUAGACUGGGACAGAGAUUGGCAGGAAUGGCCGAUAACUUGCAUGAUGGGGACACUUCUUGGGUACAUGACUGGAUUAGCUCUUGCUUCUGUUCAUCUCUGCGUGCGAUAUAACCAAUUGAGGAAACAGAAAAUCACAUGACAGAUACAUCCAUAUAAAAAUUCAUGCCACAGAGUGACCAAAGGCUUAUCAAAGUUAUGGGACACAGAUUUUUAUGUUAGUGUAUUCACAGAAUCAAAUACAUCAUUUACUGUAAUAUCAGUGAUUUAAUUCCAUGUGAGUUAAUUUUUAUUUGAGCAUGUCAUAAAAGUAUUUUAUAUCAAACUUCUAGUCUUUUUCAAUAAAUGGAUCUGAAAAAUACAA
Molecule: messenger RNA, 963 nt
Organism: Ostrea edulis (European flat oyster)
Lineage: Eukaryota; Metazoa; Mollusca; Bivalvia; Ostreida; Ostreidae
Product: phosphatidylinositol-glycan biosynthesis class F protein-like
Exons: 5
Coding region: 52-741 (229 amino acids)
Biological process (GO): GPI anchor biosynthetic process
Cellular component (GO): endoplasmic reticulum membrane
Source: RefSeq, a predicted model, not a curated record